GCUUAAGCGUUGUAUGUUGCCGAUUUAUGCAGCAGCAAAGCUUAAGCAUUACGAUGAACCGCCCCGCCAAAGCAGUGACGGUGUCAGCGUAUCGGUGGGCCGUUGUCCUUUGUUUCUUUUUGGAUGUUAAAGCUAUAAGAGAAUAUGUACCUGCCUUGAUCUUUCUCCUUUAUCUUUACUCUUCUAUAAAAAACAGUAGUUAAAGAUGGAGAAAAGAAAAUCAUCUCGAAGACAUCAAGCGAUUGAUCAUGUCGGCAUUCCUUUCCGACAUCCGGCGUCAACCGAUCGAUUUGUAACAGUGGCACCAAUUUUUAUACACUCUUCGACAGUACCAUCUACAAACGUCAACAUCAAAGGCAGCGGCAGCAACAGUAGUGGCAAAGGUUUUAUUGACUUUCUUGCACAAAGUCCAUUUGAAAUAUUUUGCCAUAUAGUGAGCUAUCUAGACACCUAUACGGCUAUCCAAUGCACUCAAGUAAGCGGUACCUGGAGAACGAAGCUAUUAAGCUAUCAUGGUCUCUGGCGGCAAAUGGAAAUCCGUUAUCCAUAUAAGAGACAAUACCGCAUACCAUCCACGUUGUUACAUCAUACUAGAAAAUUAGUCAUUCAUGAUCAAGUCACAGCAUCCACGAACUGCACAGAGUUUCUUAGAAUACAUGUUUUCAAGAAUCUAGAGUCAUUGGAACUUUGCUUCUCCGCUGGUCAUGGUGCAAACAUGAGGUCACCCGAACUGCUUUACAACACCUUGACAUACGUCGGGCAAACCUUAACCGAAUUGCGCAUCGACUGGCCACGGAUCCAGGAUACGCGUAUCUCGUUGUCGCGCAUACUAUCUGCAUGUCAAAUCCUCACGACAAUCAAAGUCAUUGCAUGGAGUAUCAAGGAUUGUGUAGUUUCACGCAAGACACUAUUAUCUCAAAUGGAGCGGCACUCGCGGCAGGCGAUCCAACCUCUUUUCCAACUAUGGCCACUUAUUUGGCGGUGUCCGCAUCUCCUGCACCUAGAAGUGAAUGGAUGCGAACUAGACGAGGAGAUUUUACCUGUACUUUCCAAUUGUUGCCCUGAGCUGAUGACGCUCAUUACCCGAAAAACGACACAAUUGCUUUAUGAAGAUGUCACUGUUUCCGCGCUACAUUCAUCAUCGGCGACAACAAGAGGGCUAGCCCAACAGCAUUACAACACCAUCAAUGCAGGUCGUCCUGGGGAACUACAAUGCUUAGUGCUUCACAGUAUCCGAUCCGUGAUACCACUACGGUCCCGGCUUGAGAAAAGCCAAAACUCACUCCGUAUCCUGAGUUUGCUACCUAGGGGCGGUUCCGAAAAGGAUUGGACUCAAUUAUCAACACUUGCAUUACCGCGUUUGACGUUUCUUCACAUCAAAGUAAGCGACAUCACAACCACCGAGUUUUUACGCGACCAUUUCCCUGCCAUGCUGCGUGGUUAUGAUAACCUUGAAACGCUUGUCCUGGAAAGUUACAGCGAUCAAUAUCAGCAACGCAUGCUAACAGAUGUGAUCUUCGGUGCGGUCGCAGAAUUACCAAACCUUGUAUGCUUGCGGUUAUCACAUAUUGAUAUAAGAGGUCGAGGAUUCAGUCAGUUGCUACACAAUCAUUCAGUGUGUCGUCGGACUUCGUCAUUACGCGAACUCGCGCUUCAUCACUGCACAGGAGUGACCACCAGUAUCUUGCACAGCGUUGCUGCCAACAACAACUUGAAGAAGCUAUCGAUAUACCAACCCGAUCAACAAGUAGCUACUUCGGAUGUCACAAGCUUGGUAUACCAUCAGAUGCAUCAGCUCGAGUCUUUGGAGUUAGGAUUGAUGCAACUUACCGAUGAAAGCGCUGCAGAUAUUGCAGGUUGCAAAAAUUUAGCAUUUUUACUACUUUACAAGAUGAAUGGAGCAGGAAAAAGACGUGUUGAUCAGUUGCUGAAACCGUUCAUUAAGCAGGUGGUCGUGCAAUGGCGAUGAUCCUGUGAAUGGCAUCCUCAUCUGUAGCAUCAAUAACCCAAAAAGUUAUCCAGCCAUCAUCAAUUUGUAAUUAUCCAUUCUUUGAUACUGUAUGUAUUUCAAAUUUUUGCAUAUACC
Messenger RNA from Zychaea mexicana, 2086 nucleotides. RefSeq lists its product as uncharacterized. The coding region runs from base 206 to 1969 and encodes 587 amino acids. Gene Ontology annotation, molecular function: protein binding. The record is from RefSeq and is a predicted model, not a curated record. The transcript has 2 exons. Lineage: Eukaryota; Fungi; Mucoromycota; Mucoromycetes; Mucorales; Lichtheimiaceae. Gene Ontology annotation, cellular component: SCF ubiquitin ligase complex. Gene Ontology annotation, biological process: SCF-dependent proteasomal ubiquitin-dependent protein catabolic process.